Messenger RNA from Tilletiopsis washingtonensis, 2066 nucleotides. RefSeq names its product nitrate transporter. The transcript is spliced from 2 exons. The coding region runs from base 453 to 2030 and encodes 525 amino acids. The record is from RefSeq and is a predicted model, not a curated record. Gene Ontology annotation, cellular component: membrane. NCBI's taxonomy places the organism in Eukaryota, Fungi, Basidiomycota, Exobasidiomycetes, Entylomatales. Gene Ontology annotation, biological process: nitrate transmembrane transport; nitrite transport. Gene Ontology annotation, molecular function: nitrite transmembrane transporter activity; nitrate transmembrane transporter activity.
GGCUGAGAAGAGGCUCGGCCAGUGAGAGACGCCACAGUGAGGCGACCUCGGGAGCGACACGCGGCGAGCGAGAGCGUGCCAGGGAGUGGACCGCCACCUGAGCCGUCGGCUGCUGCACCAUCGGCUGCAGCGAGAUGUAGCAGCUGCAGCUCGCUGCUGUCGGCUUUUCCCGUCCCGGAGGGGGCCGUGCCAGGGGAGCGCUCACACCCGCCUCGGCCCUCGCAACUCCGCCAAUAGCCUGCCCGACGCCUCGCAUUGCACAGAUAGCAGCGAGACGCCGCCGCCGUCCCUGCCGCCGCGGCCCGCACCUGGAAGAACGCAAGGCAGGUGCGAUCGGCCCAGCGAUAUCAGCGUGACACCCUUCGCCGGCGGCAGGGUACAUAAGAAGAAGCGCACGCCUGGUCAGGACGCCCACCCCACCACACCACCAUCCCACCCACCCGCACUGCACCAUGGGCCGCUUCUGUCUUCGUUCGCCGCAGCUCAACCCGCUCUCGGGCAAGGCGCAGCAGCUGCCGAUCAUCAAUCCCUUCGACCGCCACGGCCGCGUCUUCUUUGCGUCGUGGAUGAGCUUCAUGAUCUCCUUCUUCGCGUGGUACGCGUUCCCGCCGCUGCUCGCGCGCACGAUCCGCGCCGAUCUGCGCCUCACGCCCGAGCAGGUGCUCAACAGCAACAUCGUCGCUCUCAUCGCCGGCUUCCUGAUGCGCGUCGGCGUCGGCCCGCUGUGCGACCAGUUCGGCCCGCGCCGUGUCAUGACGGGCAUUCUCGUCUGCGCCGCCAUUCCCUGUGGCAUGGCUGGCCUGAUCCGCAACGUCGCCGGCCUGUACGCCAUCCGCUUCUUCGUCGGCCUCGCCGGCGCCACGUUCGUGCCUGCCAUGGCCUGGUGCUCGAGCUGGUACGACCGCAACGCCGUCGGCACGGCCAACGGCUUCGCCGCCGGCUGGGGCAACGCCGGUGCCGGUGUCACGUACUUCGUCAUGCCGGCCGCCUUCGACUCGCUCGUCACCAACAUGGACCUCACGCCGCACGUCGCCUGGCGCGUCGCCUUCAUCGUGCCGACGAUCAUGCUGCUGUCCGCCGCGGCCUUUGCCUUCUUCCUCUGCGAGGACCUGCCGACGGGCAAGUGGAGCGAGCGCCACCUCAUCGCCGGCGCCAUUGUCGAUGAGCCGGCCGCCGCGCCCGUCGCUAGCUCUUCGGACUCGGGCUCCGACAUCGAGGUCAAGACGGGUGCCUCGACGCCCACGCCGCCGGCGGCCAACCCGGACAAGACGUCGGAGAAGGGCCGCGCCGCCGCCAUGGCCGCCGCUCAGGGCCAGACCAUCUCGACGGAGGCCUACGAGGCCGGCAUCGCCCCGACGCGCAUGGAGGUCGUGCAGAAGCCGACGCUGCGCGGCACGCUGCCGCUGCUGCUCGCUCCGCAGACCGUCAUGCUCGCGCUGCCGUACGCGUGCUCCUUCGGCGGCGAGCUUGCCGUCAACUCGAUUCUCUCGUCGUGGUACCUCAAGCACUUUGCCCACCUCGGCUGGACGCAGACGCACGCCGGCCGCGUCGCCGCCAUCUUCGGCCUGCUCAACGUCGUCACGCGCCCCGCCGGCGGCUUCCUCGCCGACUGGAUCUACGGCAAGAUGCCGGCCGGCCGUGGUCUCUUUGCCAAGAAGACGUGGUACAUGUUCCUCAUCUUCAUGCAGGGCAUCUUCCUCCUCGCCAUCGGCUUUGCCGGGCCGAGCCUCGGCCCCGUCGGCCUCGUCGGCCUCGUGUGCGCCAUGGCCGUCUUCAUGGACGCCGCCAACGGCGCCGCCUACUCGCUGCUGCCGCACGUGCGCCCCGAGAUCAACGGCAUCCUCUCCGGCUUCGUCGGCGGCAGCGGCAACCUAGGAGGUAUCUUCUGGAGCGUCGGCUACCGCUUCACCAACUACGCCCAGGGCACGUGGAUCAUCGGCGUCGGCUCGAUUGCGGUGGCCGUCAUCUGCAUGACGAUCCCGCCGAUCUCGCGCUCGCAGCGCCUCGCCGGCGGCUACAUGUCGACCUGAGCGUCUGUUCCGCUGGAUGACGCCUGUGUACGCUUU